AUGAGUGCGAGCCGAAAGAAGGCUCUUGUUGCCCUUGCCUAUGCGACAGCUCGAGACCAAAAGCUGGCUCCUAAGGCGAUUCUCAUUCGAUCUGACGUGCAUGAUACUACCACGGUCGCAGGCAAGCAUGUCAAAGAUACCAAAGGUUGGCAUGGCACCUUUGCCUUCAAAGACGACAACCAGGUGGAGCGGGAAUUCCAUGUGGCAUCGCAUGGGUAUACGAACAGCAAGGAGGAUUUCAGCCUCAAGGAGGCAACACAUACCCCAGAAAAGGAGGAUAGCACUUCACGGGGCGGGGCUGGAUCUGGGAAGGUUGUUUGGCCUGCAAAGCAUCUUCUUGAGGAAUAUGUGGACAGUCCUAUUGGUUACUCGCACCUUCCAGAGCAGAAUUAA
Molecule: messenger RNA, 393 nt
Organism: Coccidioides immitis RS
Lineage: Eukaryota; Fungi; Ascomycota; Eurotiomycetes; Onygenales; Onygenaceae
Exons: 2
Coding region: 1-393 (130 amino acids)
Source: RefSeq, a predicted model, not a curated record